AGCGAGGAAACGAGUCUAAGGGUCUCUUUAUUACAUCGGAAAAAUCUCCCCUCUUUCUCUUUCUUCUACCGACUUUGUUUUUUACUUCGAUUCAACGGAACCCUAACUCAAUCAACUAGACAAUUCAAGAUUCCUUAGAUGACCGUACGAUUAGGGAGGAGUUGAGAUCAAGCGAACAGGGAUUUCGCCACCGAAUGGAGGGAGGUAGCGUCUCUAGACUUACUUACUCUGGGAUACACUCAUGGAUUAUGAUGACAAUGAUUCCCAAAGCCAGAAUCUUCAUUUAGCUGGUGAAGGAAACAAUAAAUUUCCUCCUGUUUUGCGGUCAUAUGAUCUCCCAAGAUUUGAUUUUGAUGAUAAUCUUCGUGGACAUUCAAGAUUUGAUAGUUUAGUUGAGACUGAAGUUUUUCUCGGUAUUGAAAACAGUGAAGAUAAUCAGUGGAUUGAAGAUUUUUCGCGUGGGAGUACUGGGAUUGCAUUUAGUUCAAGUGCAGCAGAACCGUGUUUGAUUUCUAGGCGCAACAAUGUCUGGUCUGAGGCAGCGUCCUCAGAAUCAGUUGAAAUGCUGUUAAAAUCUUUAGGGCAGGACGAAAAUACACUUUCUCAAACUAUUAGCAAGGAUUCAGAUGCCUGCGAUGAACUGGGUUGCAUGAUAAAGCAGAUGGAACCUAGUGUGAAACACAAAGAUAGUGGCCUUUCUAAGUUAGAUGACAUAAAACCUACUCUACAGACAGGUGAAAUUCCUGGCAAAUGUAUGGGAGACCAUCAAUUGGUUGAAGAUGCUUCUAAAACCCAUGAGAGAGAGCCAUCUGUUCAUGGGGGAUUAGAAGAUCCAAAUAGCAGAAAUACCGACAUACCUUUGACUGAGACAGAUGAGUCUAAAGAGGGUAAACAAAUUGUUCUUGAUGAAACUCGAGCGGAAGCUUUGGUUGAUCAGUCUUUGGAUAACAGGGGACAGGAAGAUAAAUUUGCUUCUGGGUCAGAAGUUGAUACUGUAAUUCCUUCUGUGCAAAGCACAUGUUUGAGUGGUGUUUUGAUAGAUGAUCAAGAUACACAUUUGAAAAAUGAUAUCAUUGAUAAAAAUGUGGACAGUUUAGAUGGUGAAAAUGUUGAUUUAUGUCCAGAGCGUCACAUUGGUGGCAGGAACUUGAUUGAUGAUACAGUUGCAAGUGUUACCUCGCAUGUACAGAAACAUUCAGCUUUGGACAUGCAAUCCAGGGAAGAAGAACAUGCUGUCGGAAACAGCAUAUUUAAUGUGGAUGAGCCUUCUGAUAGGAUAUUGGAAGGGAGUUCUUACCUCCAUGUGGAAGAAUGCAGUGAGGGCGCAGGUGCAGAAAUUCCUCUGCAGAUCAGCAAGUCUGAAGACACUGUCUUGUCAGAAGGAAAACUACAUGACACACCAUCAAUGCCAGUUGUUAUUGAUAAUACCCUCAAGGAGCAUGAAAAUGAGGUUAUUGAUACUGAUACUAUGAUUUCUAAUGGUCUAGAGUCAAAGGUGAAUUCAAUGUUGCUGGAAGCAUCUGAUGCUAUUGAGAAGGAGGACUUGUUAGAAAGUGAUUGUCAUCCAGAUAAAAAAAUCUUGAGUAGCAAGUCUGAGAAAUCUUUGUUGUUAGUGGAAGAUGGUGAAAGUUCUAAGGAUGAAGAUAUAGGUUCUCAUGUCACUUUGGUAACUGAACCCAUUAGAGUAUGUGAAAAAUACAUUGUCACCAAACAUAAUGAUGAUCAUAAAUGUGAUGAAAGUGGUUCAGCUGCUGCUAAGCAGAAAACCAGUUUGCCUUCUGAUUGUAGUAGUGCAGAUUGUUGUGAUGAUGGAUCCCCAGUUGUAACGAAGGGAGUUGAUUCCUCAUCGUUUGGUGCUGGUGGCAAGGUAAAUGAGUUAACUUCAAACCUACAACCUGAUGUUGCUGUCAGCAGUAUGUCGGUGGAUUGUGUUCUUUUGCCUUCCGGCAAGGAUAUGCCGGUCAUUACUGUUUUGGAUCAUAAAGAGGUUCAGGUGCCAUCUUUAGAAGCAAGUUUCUCAAUCAUAAAGACCUCUGAAACAACAACUGAAAAGGAUGCUUCUUGUGAGGCUGGUGAACAGUUCUCAUGCAAGAAAGAUGAUCAGUCAUUGUUAAUGGAGGAUACCACUACCGUUGAGGGUGAAAGUGGAGACCAGACUCUUUGCAGAGUCUUUGAUUCAGCAGUGAGGAAGACUGAUGGCGACGAAGCUCAAGAUAUCUCUAAAAAGGUUUCUACAGAUGCUGCAGGUGUAUCAACUCAGCUAAACAAGACGUCGAUGGAUUCAGUGCCUUCAACUUCAAUGGAAACCUCCCAUAAUGCUGACCAAAAUCACCCUAAAGAUAGUGAUUCCAAAUUGGUUUCUGACGAGAUCAGUGGUCAUGUUGCUGUGCAUUAUGUUGAUGUUGAUCCUGCAAAGACUUCUAAUACUUCCUUUGUUUCGCCUUCAUCUGAAUCUCAAACUAAGUUUCACAUGAUGGAAAGUGGAAGUGCUGAUCUUGACAAUCCUUCCUGUGGCUCUCCAGUUGUCAUUAGAACUUCUGAGCAGUCACAAAGUAAAAUUGAAAAUGCAGUUGUGAGAGGAUCCAAAGAUCAGAGUGCUGUAGUGUCUGGCAUCACUAAAAGGGAAGCAAACAAAGAGCAGUCAAUUUCUCAGGAUACAAAAGGAAAUGAUGCAACUCAAGGAGACAAAAGUUUCACCUUUGAGGUACCUUCCUCGUUAGCUGUGUCUGAACAAAAAUCUGGGAAGAAUUGGAAGCCUUUCUCAACCAUGCAACAUGAAAAAAUAUCCCCGAAGGCCACGGAAGGAACUCCAUCAACCUCUGGAUUUAGCAUAGCAGGGCCCAAAGCUGCUCAAGAGACAAGUCAUACAAAUCCUCAGGUAACUAAAAGGGGGAAUGCACGUGGUGGCUCCAAAGGGGCUUCUGAGCGUAAACCAAGACGAUCAGGUGGUAAGAGUGCUGGAAAGGAAGCUGCUAGGAAGGGAAAUGCUACAAAAGAAACAACUCCUGCAAGACAAUCAGAAAGAAGUGAGACAACAAGAAAUGUGUCACCCACUUCAGCUGGAACUGGUCAGCUUGUGCAAUCCAGUGAGAUGCAUCACCAUGGACACACAGAAGUUUUUCAUCAGCCUUUUAUGGAUUUGCAACAAGUUCAGUUACGAGCUCAGAUUUUUGUGUAUGGAGCUUUAAUACAAGGAACAGUACCUGAUGAGGCAUAUAUGAUAGCGGCAUUUGGAGGUCUUGAUGGUGGUAAAACCAUUUGGGAAAAUGCCUGGCGAGCAGGUAUAGAGAGGGUACAUGGUCAAAAAUCGCUUCUUAGCCCAGAAACUCCGGUGCAGUCUCAUAUAGGUGCUAAAACUUCUGAUCAACCAAUCAAACAAAGUCCACUUCAGAGUAAGGCUACAUUCUCGCCUGCUAGUUGGUCUACCAGCAAGGGUACUCCAACAACGGCAAUUGUAAAGCAAAUGAUGCCUCUUUCAUCACCACUAUGGAGUAUUCGUACACCUUCCGUUGAUGCCCUUCAACCAACUGGCCUUCCAAGAGGUGCAGUUAUGGAUUAUCAGCUGGCAAUUUCUCCAUUACAUCCUCCGCCUACAAGGAAUUUUAGUGGACACAAUCCUUCUUGGAUGCCCCAAUCCCCUUUCCGUGGCCCCUGGACUCCGCAGACUUCUGCGUUUGAUGGCAAUGCUUGUUAUCAAGCAGUUAAUUUGAAUCCUGUAAAAGCAUCUGUGCCUCAAUCUUCUAGCGGGAAACAGGUUUCUGCAGUUCCUGUGGUCCAGGGUGGAAGUACUGCUAAUGUUUUUGCAGGGACUCCCCUGCUUGACACAAAAAAGACAGCAUUAACACCUGGUCAGCAUUCUGCUGAUCCAAAGCCUAGAAAACGGAAAAAGUCUACAGUUUCCGAAGAGCCUGUUCAGAUUAUACCACAUUUUCAAUCAGAGUGCUCUUUGGCUACUGUUGUGGUUAGUCAUUCCUCUACACCUGCUGCCAUUACUGUUCCUUCUGCCAAUAUAUCCAAGUCCUCCACUGAUAAAUUGGUGGCAUCUUUCUCUAAUCAACUCAAAAAGGGCAACCAAGAAUCAGAUCAGAGGGCUGGUCUGUCUGAAGAGACUCUUAGUAAACAUGAUAAUGCUCAGAAGCAUGCAGAGAAUGCUGCUGCUCUUGCUGCUGCUGCUGUUAGUCACAGUCAAGAAAUAUGGAAUCAGUUGGACAAGCACAAAAAUUUAGGGUUGUCACCAGAUGUUGAAACUAAAUUGACUUCCGCAGCUGUUGCAAUAGCAGCAGCAGCUGCUGUUGCAAAGGCUGCAGCUGCAGCUGCCAAUGUUGCCUCAAAUGCUGCCUUGCAAGCAAAACUGAUAGCUGAUGAAGCAUUGGUUUCAAGUGGCUACAGAAAUUCCAUUCCCAAUAAUUCAAUCUCUGAUAGGAUGAAGAAGUUGAGCAAGGCUACUCCUGCAUCCAUCUUAAGGGCUGAGGAUGCUACUAUUAGUUCGAAUUCUGCCAUUGUUGUUGCUAGAGAAGCUGCUAGGAGGAGGUUAGAAGCAGCUUCAGCUGCCUCAAAGCAAGCUGAAAACAUGGAUGCCAUUGUCAAAGCUGCUGAGUUGGCAGCUGAAGCUGUGUCACAAGCUGGAAAGAUUGUUGCUAUGGGUGAAACUUUCUCAUUGAUUGAAUUGGUAGAAGCAGGUCCAGAGGCAUACUGGAAAGUACCCCAAUCAUCUCCUGAGCUGGAUAUUGCUAUUAGAGGACGCAUAAACGUAGGUAGUAGUGUGAAAGCUCCUGGUUCAUCAGUUGGGAAUCUAAAAGAGGACAAGAGGGAAAAGAAGAGUGAUAACCUUGGAAAGUCACCUACCCUUAGAGAGAUGGCCAGGGAGUCUAUGGAAGAUCAUUCUAGGUUGACAGAUUUGGCUCCUGUUGCAACUGGUGAAAUGGAUAAAAAAGGGCAAAAGGGCCGCAAAGCUUCAGAUGUCACCAAAACUAAAGGAGUUGCUUCUGGAUCUCAGAUUGGGUUUGGAUCACCUUUGGUGACCGCUGCCCUUGAAAAAGCAGGGGAAGGGGAAACUUCAAAAGAUAAUAAUAUAAGGGAAGGCUCGCAUGUUGAGGUAUUGAGAGAUGGAAGUGGGUCAAGAGCAGCAUGGUUCCUGGCAGAUAUACUGAAGUUGAAAGAGGGCAAAGCUUAUGUGUGUUACAAUGAACUUCGACAAGAGGAUGGCGAUAGGUUAAAGGAAUGGGUGGAACUUGAACUUGAAGGUGAUCAAGCACCCAGGAUACGCUGUGCCCGUCCUAUUACAGCCAUGUCAUUUGAAGGAACAAGGAAGAGACGAAGGGCAGCCUUGGGGGAUUAUAAUUGGUCUGUUGGAGAUAGGAUUGAUGCAUGGAUGCAAAAUAGCUGGUGGGAGGGAGUUAUCACUGAGAAGAGCAAGAAAGAUGAAACUUCUUUUACCGUCCAUUUUCCUGCACAAGGAGAAACAUCUGUUGUCAAAGCAUGGCUUCUUCGUCCUUCUUUGAUGUGGAAGAAAGGUAGUUGGGUUGAGUGGUCCAGUUUUGAUAAUAAUGAGUCUUCCCAUGAGGGUGAUACCCCGCAGGAAAAACGACAAAGGUUAAGCAGUCCUGCGGUUGAGGCCAAAGGGAAAGAUAAGCUUUCAAAAAAUGAUGAUAUUAAGGAAUCUGGGCAACCCGAUGACACGAGAUCGCUGGAUUUAUCUGCAAGUGAAGGAACAUUCAAUAUUGGUAAAAGCACCAGAGAUGAGAGGAAGCCUGAUUCACUCAGAAUGAUACGUACUGGUUUAAAGAAGAAAGGGUCAGGAGUGGUUUUUGGUGUUCCUAAGCCUGGAAAGAAGCAAAAGUUUAUGGAAGUGAGCAAACAUUAUGUUGCCGAUCAGAGUAGCAAGACUCAUGAAACUAGUGAUUCAGCCAAGUUUACAAAAUAUUUAAUGCCUAGAGGAUCUAAACCCCGUGGAACUAGAAGUAAAAUUGAACCAAAGGAAAAACGAAUGGCUGUAUCCAAGCCCAAGAUUCUCAAGCCUGGAAAACUGCCUAGUGUUUCUAGAAGUAUUCCUCAGGACGACUUAUCAAACACUAUGGUUUCUGAACCUGAUAGUGCUGUGGCAUCAGACGUGUCAAAAUUGGAGGGUUCUAUAAGCCAUGCUGAGAAUAUAUCAGGAAAGCCAAACAUGAUGGAGUUAAGAUCAUUUUCAUCUUCCGAUGGGGCAGCCGAGGGCCCAGUCUUAUUUUCUUCUAUGGCCCUCUCAUUAGAUGCACCCCCCAAGAAAGCUUCUGCAUCAAAUGUUAAAUCUGAAAGGAUUAAUAAGGGGAAACUUGCACCAGUUUCUGGGAAGUUGGCAAAAAUCGAGGAAAAUGUCUUCAAUCGCGAUUCAACAAAAACAAGCUCUGAUGUUGUUGAACCUCGUAGAUCUAAUCGCAGGAUCCAGCCAACCUCAAGACUUUUGGAAGGGAUACAAAGCUCAUUGACGAUCUCAAAAAUCCCUUCUGUUUCACAUGACAAAAGUCACAAAAUCCAAAGCAGAAGUACCAGAGGAAAUAACCAAAAGGUAGAAAGCAACUAAAGGAAUCCAGUCUUGAAGAAAUUCUGGGUAGCUUGUGUAAAUUAUCAGAUGAUAGAGGAGAAAGCUAGGAACGAAAGUUGCUUCUUUGGCUUUUUUAAUGUAGCUGUAGAUUCUGUUUUUUAGUUCUAUUUUAGAAUUAUUAUGAUGUGAUCUCUCUAGGCCAUGCUCUUCUAGCGUUUGCAUAUGGAACGCCCCCUCUCAAGUAGUUGGGCUUCAUAUUCACAGAGCAGCAUUGCAAAGCUGAUAUCGGCCCAUGUAUCUCUGUUGCAUCUAACUGCUCAUCUGCCUUAUUUUCUCGGUGCAUGGACCUAUCCAUUGGGGGUUUCUUCUAGUUCUGUGUUGCUCCUAAAGGAUUCAAAAUAAAAAGAUCAGGAUUCAAACCA
Molecule: messenger RNA, 6942 nt
Organism: Hibiscus syriacus
Lineage: Eukaryota; Viridiplantae; Streptophyta; Magnoliopsida; Malvales; Malvaceae
Exons: 19
Coding region: 242-6559 (2105 amino acids)
Source: RefSeq, a predicted model, not a curated record